Messenger RNA from Salpingoeca rosetta, 2405 nucleotides. RefSeq names its product NO-insensitive guanylyl cyclase III. The record is from RefSeq and is a predicted model, not a curated record. NCBI's taxonomy places the organism in Eukaryota, Choanoflagellata, Craspedida, Salpingoecidae. Gene Ontology annotation, biological process: cGMP biosynthetic process; response to oxygen levels. Gene Ontology annotation, molecular function: guanylate cyclase activity. Gene Ontology annotation, cellular component: guanylate cyclase complex, soluble. Bases 1 to 1977 code for a protein of 658 amino acids. The transcript is spliced from 5 exons.
AUGGAGGACGGAGAGCAGCUGCUACAAGGCAUCUAUGAACAGCUCAACAUCACCGGCUCUCCCGAUGACUUCUUCCGCCACUACUCGGACACCCAGACCAUGCUCUUCCUCGACCUGGCAUCCAAGGUGGGCUUCCCCGAGGAGCCGCUGACGACGGCUGCGGACGAGAAGAUGGCCACGGCGCAGCUCAAUGCCGGCAUGACAAACCGCCUCUUCCCCUGGCACUUUGCCGUGGACAAGGACAUGAAGAUUGUGUCCCUGGGCAAGCACCUCGCCUCCCGCAUGAAGAAGGAUUGCAUUGGCAUGCACGCGGAGAAGCUCUUCCGCAUCGCCCGCCCCAUCGACGCCACGUGGGACUUUGAGGACAUCAAGGCGCGCUGCGACAAGCCGUUCCUCUUUGUCACCAACCCGAAGCGCAUGCUGAGCGCGGAGGAGUAUGCGGCCAUGCUGAGCGAGCGGCAGCAGCGCCUAGCGCAGGAGGACCGCGAGCAGCGCCACUCAAACCUUAUCCAGCAGUUUGAGCAGCAGUCCUCGAGCAGCCAGGCAACCUCGGGUCGUGCGAGUGCGCGCACAAGCACGCAAUUGCCAGCGGCAGAGCGCUCUGGCGCGGGCAGUCUCCGUCCAAGCGGGUGCCCAAUGACGGGGAUGCGGCACAGCCAGUCAUCAGCAACGACUGCGAGCACCUCUGCUGGAACAUCUGCGCGCAGCUCGAUGGAUUUGCUCGAGGCUCGCUCCCGUCACCUGAAGAAGGCCUCCCACAUCAAGUUGCAUGGGGAGGUGGUGUUUGACGAGGACAAGCAAGUGCUACUGUUUGUCGGCAACCCUUUCGUGCAGUCCAUGGAAGAGCUUGAAGCACAAGGCAUCGACCUGACAGAUCUGCCAGUGCACUCACAUGGACGGGAGGUCCUCUAUGGCUCCAUGUGCCAGGCCAUCUCUGCAUCCAACUCGAACGAUGUUGAGGCCAAGCUUGCAGACCUCGAUCGCUCCAUGGCCGAAGUUCACUCCAAGAAGGAGCAGAUUGACGGCCUCCUCCACAGCAUUCUUCCGCCGGUGGUCGCAGAUUCUCUGGCACGUGGCGAGAUCCCGGCCGCCGAGCAAUACGAGCACGUGACUGUUCUGUUCAGCGACAUUGCGGGCUUUACGAACAUCUCCUCAGAAGUGCCCUCGCUCGAGGUGAUGGACAUGCUGCACGAGCUGUUUGUCAAGUUUGAUGACUUGGCGGACCAGCAUGGCUGCUACAAGGUGGAGACAAUUGGCGACGCGUACAUGGUGACGGCGGGCUGCCCGGAGGAAUGUGAGGACCACGCUCUGCGCAUCGCCCGCUUGGCCAUUGACAUGGUGCGCACGGCACAGACGGUGCUCUCGCCGCUCGAUGGUGAGCCACUCCGCAUCCGCGUUGGGCUGCACUCUGGCCCGUUGAUGGCCGGCGUUGUCGGGCGUGCGCGUCCACGCUACUGUCUGUUUGGCGACACCGUCAACGUCGCCUCGCGCAUGGAGAGCAACGGCCUGCCGGGAUGCAUCCAGGCGACGUACCGGUUCCUUCGAGCGCUGCCAGGCUACCACCGGCUCAUCAUUGCGCCGCGCGGGCGCCUUGAGAUCAAAGGCAAGGGCACCAUCAAGACGUUCCUUGUGCUGGGCGAGCAAGACGGGUCCGACACGCCGCCACUGCUGCCCGAAGACGACGGCACGGAGGAGCUGAGCGAUGAGCUGAACAUGAUUCGCGUGCAGUACCGCAUGCAGAGCAGCAUUUACUCACGCUCUCGCCCCGUGAGUGCGACCUCAUCAGGGCCGCAAGGGCUGCCUCGAACCACGUCGGCCAAUGGGCCUUCUGGUCCGAGCAACGCUCGUCCGCAGCAACGCAGCAACGGGCUUGGCGGCAGGUUCAGUGGUGUCCCGCCUUCCCCGACGUUCAGCGUGACCAAACCGCUGACUGGCGCGAGGAACACGGCCUUCAGCUUCAGCAGCGUGCCGGAAUGAAGGCAUGAGCGCAACUUUGUUUGAGAUGGCUGAUGUGAAUACAGUUAUUUGUUGCUUUGCCAUCCUGUGACUGUUGCUGCAGUUGUUGCCCGCUGCACUGUUGGCCUUUUUGUUUCUGUUUUUUCUCCUGCUGAUCGCAGUUGUUCUUGACCCAUGUGCGUUGCCAUUCACGCUUCUUUGUUUAUCGUCCUGUGACUCGCCAGCAAUGCCAAUGGCGAUUUCCAUGUCACACGUUCUUCCAGCUUGUGUGUGUGUGUGUGUGUGUGUGUGUGUGACUGGUUGCUUCCGUGUGCAUGUGCGCUGUGCCUGUCUUGUGGGCAUGUGCCGUCGCGUCAUGCCUCUAUUGAGUAUCUUGUUUGUUCCCCCCCUUCUUCUUCUUCUUCUUUUUGUUGCAACUCUGGAUUGCCUGCAUUCACAUCAUACACGAC